This is a messenger RNA of Ectocarpus siliculosus, 410 nucleotides long. The record is from the annotation of a GenBank genome assembly. Lineage: Eukaryota; Phaeophyceae; Ectocarpales; Ectocarpaceae.
AUGUGCAAAAGUCUACAUAUCGUGCCAGCUCGAGGGGGAGGGGUGCUGACGACUUGGCUAGGAUAUAUCGCUAACCCUAACCCCAUCAACCCAACCGACAAAGCUAUGGCAUUGGAGAGUGCUAGGUCGCCGUACCCAGCAACCCUAGGCCGCGGCAAACCGCGGCAACGCUAGUUUUUUUUUUUUUUAAUCUUCACUUCAAAUCAGCGCUCACAGGACUAGUGCCGUUUACUCCAACCCGUGGUCACACAGAAGAGCCUCUCUCUACCCUCCCCUCCUGCGGCGGUACUUUGCCUUCGAUUUUUAAUGCGAGAAGAGUUCAGCACUCUCUUCCCUCUGUGUACACACGAACUAGCGCUAUCCACUAUUUAGACCAGGAGCGGAAGCGAGAGAAAAACUCACUUUGCAAG